AUGCCGAUAUUGAGGGACUCGAAGAUCUGCCAAGGGCAAAGAAAGGCGGCCGCCGAGAAGGAGAAUUCCAGUGCAGCUUGGCUCAUAGUACAUGCGCAGACCGCAUCUGCACGCGUAAUUCGAUGCAAGUUUCAGGACACUAGGACUAGGAGUAAGGCUGUCCUUGCCACCACCACCACCAAGGAAAGGGAUAGACCACUGCUUGCGAACUGGGAACGGAGCGGCGGUGCAAUACAGACACCUUGUGCUUGGAAAGGAAGGCUGAUAGUUCAGCUGGACAGCCAGGAGACGGUGGCACAUCAGACCGCCCUCAUCAUCCCUGUUCCUCGACUCCGCGAUGUUUGUCUUGCCUUGGAAUUGAAGAAAGGAGUGAGAGGGAAUGAAGGCCAGCAGGUUCACGGAGCUCGCACGGCCCUGAUCGGCAUCGGAACGCCGGAUAGGAGAUAUAACAGCUCUUUAUUACUGACUCAAGUGACGAACGAGCAGAGAUGGUUUGCCGGUCCCCCCGGCAAGGCUAUAUAG
This is a messenger RNA of Clonostachys rhizophaga, 522 nucleotides long. The record is from the annotation of a GenBank genome assembly. NCBI's taxonomy places the organism in Eukaryota, Fungi, Ascomycota, Sordariomycetes, Hypocreales, Bionectriaceae.